GUAAUACAUCAAUUAAACUCUGGCAGGAAAUUGUAGUUUAUUUUGAGUUUUUGUGAAAUAUUAAAGGAUUUUCCGGGAAUGUCGUUCAGGAGGAAGCCAGGAGCACCUAAACAUUUAACUGUCAUCACACUCCCAUCGGGAAAACACACAGGAAUACUAAAAGAUUUCCUCGUUGAGAUUGAAAAUGAGGAUUCAGUAAAGAAUCUCCAGGAAAAUGGUUGUUUUGGCACAAGGAUCUCAAGGAGGAAAGCUGAGGACUCGUGUGAGAAGGAGAUCUUACUGAUUUCAAAGGAGGAAGCCUUCUUUAUGCAAUUUUGCUUAAAAUGUCUCACAAUUUCCAACAAAGAUGGGAAGAUUUUUUCCACAGAAGACAUCUUCGAUGUCUUCCGGAAGCAAAAGAGGAAUUUCAUUUCGACUUUUAUUGCCUACUGCUACCUCAAGAGCAAAGGAUGGAUCAUAAAGUCUGGAUUAAAGUUUGCCGGAGAUUUCUUACUCUAUAAGGAAGGUCCCCAGGCCUACCAUUCGAGCUACGUAGUCACUGUUCAGGACGACAAUCCCGAGAAUACAGAUCAAACCCCAUUCACCGGAAGGGAUUUGCAGGGAUUCCACAGAGUUGCAGAAGCAAGUGGAAAAGAUGUUCUAAUCCUCACAGUAAGAUACCCAAAAGGAUUCAAUAGUCAGGAAUUUAAAUUCCAGGACAAUGCAUUCAGGGAUUUUUCAGUAACAGAAUCCAAGCCAAUGAGAUUUACAUUCAAUCCCAAUGUGAUUUAAUUUUCUAAUAUACAUGCUCUUCCCUGA
Lutzomyia longipalpis is the source of this 798-nucleotide messenger RNA. It is a transcript of the gene Tsen2, whose product is annotated as tRNA-splicing endonuclease subunit Sen2. Gene Ontology annotation, cellular component: tRNA-intron endonuclease complex. The transcript is spliced from 2 exons. Gene Ontology annotation, biological process: tRNA splicing, via endonucleolytic cleavage and ligation; tRNA-type intron splice site recognition and cleavage. NCBI's taxonomy places the organism in Eukaryota, Metazoa, Arthropoda, Insecta, Diptera, Psychodidae. The record is from RefSeq and is a predicted model, not a curated record. Bases 79 to 771 code for a protein of 230 amino acids. Gene Ontology annotation, molecular function: nucleic acid binding; tRNA-intron lyase activity.